Molecule: messenger RNA, 1561 nt
Organism: Ziziphus jujuba (common jujube)
Lineage: Eukaryota; Viridiplantae; Streptophyta; Magnoliopsida; Rosales; Rhamnaceae
Exons: 2
Coding region: 1113-1478 (121 amino acids)
Source: RefSeq, a predicted model, not a curated record
UUCUUAUUAUUUAACCUAAUCCUCUCAAAAGACUUCACAACAGAAAAACUCUCAAAAAACCUAGCUGGAGAUUAAAAACCAGAGCAAUGUCUAAGGCUUAUGAAGAAGAAGAAGAAGAAGAUGACAGAAUAUCAGAUAAACCAGACCAUAUUCUAAAUCACAUAGUCGCAUUCUUGCCCUCCAUUAGGGAAGUAAUUCGAAUGAGCCCAGUCUGCAAACGCUGGAGAAGUUUGUCACUUAGUGUUCCUUUCUUGGAAGAGUUAAUGGAGUUGGAGAAGUAUUUGAACAGCCAAUGGAUGAUGAGCUCGCGCUCGGUAUUCAUAUAGCAUUAACAAUGCUAAAUUUAAGCUUCAUAUACAUGAUCAUCCAGGUAGUUAUGAAGAGGGUAUUACAGAUCGUUUCUUAAUUUCUGUCCUUGAAAUUUCAAAAAUUACUUUGAAGGAGUUUGAUCUUUGUUUAAUACCCUCUUGCAAUUACUCUCGCAAUGGAUGGUUUUUUACGAGUGCUUUUCCAUACCAUUGCUUACCCAUCUCAGUUUCCUUAACAACCCUUAAGCUCAAAGGUAUAAGAUUGAGGACGGAUUUUUCUAUCUACUUUCCAUCUUUAACAAAUCUCUGUUUGAAUGAUGUGGAGUUUGUGGAAAAUUAUGAGGAAGAUGUUGUGGAAUAUCAUCCUGGAACAAAAUUUCCCGUGGAAUAUCAUCGUGGAACAAAAUUUCCUUUCAUUUUUCCCACUUUGAAAAGUAUGUCUUUGACUCAUAUAGAAUUUAAAGAGGGAACCCUUCAAAAACUAAUUUCUGGAUGCCCUUUUAUUGAGGAUUUGGAAUCUAUGAAACUUACCCCUUUAAUUUUUCUGGUUUGGAUCUUACUGUUUGUAGAGAACUUAGAAGUCUUUCAUUUGGAUUCAACAGAUUUACUGACCAAUGGUUGCAACACCUUAUUUCUAGACUUCCUCUUAUUGAGAAAUUGACUCUGAAAUUAUGUCAUGGCCUGAAAAGAUUCAACAUUCAUAGUCAAAGGCUAAAAUACUUGUGUUGUACUCAUCCUUUCUCUGAUAUAAAUGCCACACUUUAUACGCCUAAUUUACUCUACUUUGGAUAUGAAUGCGGCAAAAUGGAUUUGAUUUUUCGAAUCAACUCCUUUAAUCACCUGUUAGAAGCAAGCCUCAAGCUUAAUUCUCCCUGUCAACCUCCUUGUUGCUCUGGUGACUUUGAUGAAUCAAGGUAUUCUGAUAUGUGGUAUUCUCAUUUAUUAAAGCUGCUGGCAAAUCUUAACUGCUCCAACACAUUGAGUUUGAAUGCUCCAUCAGAAAAGGCUCUACAGAUUCCCAAAAAUAUGAGGGAAAUCUCACCAUUGGCUUAUUCGAAGCACUUGAAGUUGAAGAUACAUAAUUCUUCUGGUAGCAUAAACUCAGAAUUGAGGGAUGCUUUGAGUUGGUUUGCACCCUCUCUGGAGACUCUUGAAAUAGAUUAUUGCUAAAAUAUUACUUCGCUGUAAGAUUUGGAAAUAUAAUUUUUUAUUUUCUAUUUUAACAUUAUCUCAACUGAUCAUAAACUCUUACU